AGAAAUUUUUUUUACAAUGUUUAAAUAUUUUGCAUAAAUUUAUUUUUCAGAAAUAAUAAAUAAUUCUUUUUUCACUCAUCAUAUGUUUUGAAGCUACUCGAUAACAUUUUUAACAAAAUGAAAAUUGAUAUUUAUAUGUUAAACAGUUUAGUUAUUUAAAAAUUAUAUGCUAUGAAUAAACAUUAUUUGCAUUAUUGACAAAAUAAGAUGAGAAAAUUUGGCGAUGAGAAAAUCUGAAAAUAAAAACAAGAUAUCUUUAUAUUAUAAUUUUGCUUAAAAAUAUUAACAAUACAUAUGGAGGAAAGCGUAUUUGAAGCUCAGAGGAAAAUAAAAACACCUCCACAAUUCCCUGAUUGUAUAAUUCAGCCAACACCAAGAUUAAUUCACCCUAAGAAACGUAAGUUUGAUGUGGCGGAAUUUGAAGAAAACAAGUCUCUCAAAAAUUCAGAACUAAAUACUGGAAAUGAGUUGGAUCCGCACGCUUCAUUUUGCACAUUAAAAAAUCGGUCAGAUGAAUAUAUUGGUGAACAUAGUACAUCACCAGAUAUUAAACAAAAACAAAACGACCAACCACAUAUAAUUCUUUAUCCAAAUAAUAAUAAAAAAGCCCAUAAGCACAAUGAACCACAAACAUGUGUAAAUUAUGACUUGGCACAAGGGAAAAAUUUACAACAUGCCCCAUCAUCAAAUGAGUUACUACAAGUUGCAGUUGCCGACGAUAUAGUUGAUUUAAAUGAAUGGUGUAACCACAGAGUAUUGGCAAAACAAGAUGAUUUUUAUGUACCAGGAGUUAUAAAAUCUUGCGAAGGAAAGAAUACAAUUUAUGUUGACAUUGAUUCACCCAUUGGAAUAACAAAAAUUUAUAAAGAUAUUUUAAAUAUUAACAAUUUUGAUAUUGUAAGUGAUGCCAGUCCAUCUAUUGCUGAUAUUAAAACAAAUGUAAAAGUUUGUGUUCGUGACACUACACCUAACCAAACACAUGUUUUUCUCCAAGGAUCUAUAAAGAGUAUAGAUAAUUUAACAAAACAAAUUGAAGUUCAACUACAGAAUAAGCCAGAAGAAAAAAAAAUUGUUAAGCGUGCAGAUAUUCGUUUACUGAGACCUCCUUGGUGGGACGAAUUAAAAGAAUAUCAUACAAUUAGCUAUUCAUGUGAUGAUUCAACAAAAAUAUCGAGGCAGACAGAAUUUCAUGGUUCGCAAAUGAGUAUUGGAAAUAGAUAUGAUCGAUGUUCAUCCAACACUAUUAGUACUUCAAAUGAACCAUCAACUGGUUUGCCAAUACAAGCACUUGAACCACACAUGAUUCCUUUGCAAGUACAUCAAGUACUUCCUGCGUUACAAUCUGACGAAUAUUACAAAACUUCAGCUAAUAGUUUGGGACUAAACACAAAAACUACCGAAGUGAUUCUUCAUCGUGGGAACAAUUUAAUACAAAGAAAUAAUAAAUUAUCUGAAGGACAAAUGCAAGGAUUAUCUAUUUUGCCAAUCUGUAUUUCGACUACUGAUGAAGCACAUAGAAGAUGUAAUGAUGAAUACGAAAGUGAUGAUGAGCUAAGAAGGGGGGACAUUACAUUUUCUAUGGAUGGAGGAAGUAGUAAACGAAGUAGCAUGCAAAGUAGAGGAAGUACAUCCAGCUUGAUGGAUCACGGAAGCAUUACACCACGAUCUCAACCGACCACUCCAAGAUCUCAAGCGGCGACUCCGCAUCGUUUCAAAAAAGGUGAUGUAGUGUCGACUCCAAGUGGAAUCCGUAAAAAAUUUAAUGGAAAACAAUGGCGCAGAUUAUGCUCAAAUGAAACUUGUUCAAAAGAAUCACAAAGAAGAGGAUAUUGCUCUCGACAUUUAAGUCAAAAAGGAAAUGUUUUACGAUCUUCAACGGUCUUACCGUGUCAAAUUUCAAGCAGGUCAAGUAGCAAAACACAAAAUGAAGAGGAUACAUCUCGUGAUUCAGAAACUUCACCAAAUUAUAGAGUGACCGGCCGUUUUGAUCAAGAAGAAACUGAUGUGGCAAAUAUGUUAGUAUCAUUAAGCAGUUCAAGAUCUGCUACUCCAGCAUUCUCCUCUCCAACUGGUCAAGUCUGUUCACCCAUUAAUAUAACACAAUCACCUUUAACAAUAGGAAAUCGUCACAAUGUUUUUAUGCCGAUAGGAGGAAGUCCUGCACAAUCAGACUCAAAAAAGUACAAAAGCAAUGAAUCACCUGUUUUGUACAGGAACACUAUUACACAACAAGUAAUUCGUCCUGAAUUAGUAAGACCACUACAAACUUUACCGCCGCCAUCAUCUGGUCAUCAACAUAUUAUCGAAAACACCACAAGUGUUAUAAGAAUAAGUUCAGCUUCUUCUAAUACACAUCAAAUAGUGAGACCUGUUAUAGUAGAUCCUACACAUUUAAUACCAGUGCUACCAACAAUGAAAAAUGAUUCAUCGAAUUCACUGUCAAAAAACGAAAUCAGCACGGGCUCAGUUUACCAAUGGCACACUUUACUUCCAAUUAUAAAUACAGACACAACCACAAAUAGAAAAAUUGUGCUAAAUACAUCUUCAAAACAAUGCAUCGACAGUAGUGAACCAGCUCUAAUUACAAACGAUGAUAACCAGACUGCAUGUUUAGAUGUAUGUGGCGAUACAGAAGACGAUCAAGGUGAUGACGAUGUUUUUGAAACGGAACCCGUGAAAGAAAACUCAUUAAAUGCAAGUGUUGCACAGAAUCAAUUAGAUGGGCGAAAUAUUUUUAAUGAGAAUAUCCACAAAAGUGUAGAUGUAUUAUCGCAAAGUAAAAGAAGAACACAGUCAUGCAGUGCACUGCAAGUAUCAAAGGAUUCUCAAAGUCCUCUUCAUAAGAAUCCACGAAUACGACGACCAAUGAACGCUUUUAUGAUAUUUUCCAAACGGCACAGAGCAUUAGUUCAUCAACAACAUCCUAAUCAAGACAACCGUACAGUAAGCAAAAUUUUGGGUGAAUGGUGGUACGCACUGAAAUCAGACGAGAAAAUGAAAUAUCAUGAGUUAGCCAGUGAAGUAAAAGAAGCUCAUUUCAAGGCUCACCCUGAAUGGAAAUGGUGCUCAAAAGAUAGGAGGAAAUCUUCUAGUUCAACCAAAGAUUCACACAACAGAAUUGAUUCUUUUGAUGGGACUGAUUCAUUUGACGAAAAAAGUCCAAGUGAUGCUAAUUUAUGUAAAAAUGAAACUAUACCAUUAACCAUUUCACCACACAAUUUUCACAAAGAACAAAUAACAAAUUCAGAAGAUUCUAAAAUAAAGGAAUAUGGAGAAAACAAUAAAGAAAAAAAUGUAAUACAAAAUAAAAUGAAAUACACCAAACAAAAUGUUGAAAUAGAUUUGAAAUGUGCUGAAAAAGUGACAGACUCCGAUAUAGAUGAAAUUGAAGAUUCUAAUGAAAAACAAAAAAAGAUAAAUUGUUCAGAAAACGAGCAUUAUGAUGAUAAUACAAAACAGGCUUGUCUUCUUUUUACUGCUACAAAUAGCCUUUCUAAUUCAAUUACAUAUGCAAGUCCAAAAAACACACCAGGUUCAUCAGCAUUUCAACCGACAGGGGGAGCAUUUAAGUUAACAUCUGUCAGUCCUAAAUCUGAGCCAUUUAGUAUUCCGAAUAUACAAACAAAGAACAAUCCAAGCUUAGAAUAUACGUGUGACUCAUCCGUUUGUACAGAUAAAAAAUCAGAAAAUAUUGAUGCAGCACAGUUUUCACCCAAAAGCAAUACAGUUUCAAAUACGGGAGGUUACAUUAAUACAAAUACUAACAUAAAGUAUACAAAACAAAAUUGUAUCAACAAUGGAACUAAUAAUGGAAUAAUUGUACUAUCUCAAACUUCAUUAUCUGACCUACUUAAUACAAACACCCUAACAACAACUAACUGUAUAGAAGGCUAUAACAAAGAUGCAACAGUCCAUGUUGGUGGAAGAUCUGUAGCUCAACAAAUUUUUAUGAUUAAUCCAUCAAGUAUAAAUAGCAGUUUUCAAGUUACAGGCCCAUCUAAUUCUACCACUACUACUUCUUCAAAUGUAUCAGUACCUUCAUUGAUUUCAACAAACCAAUUGAUAAAGGGUCAAAAAUCAAUAAUGCUUGCAAUGAAUAGCAAUAACCAACCUACGUUGGCAUUUGUUCCAAUCACUGAAGAUCAAUAUUUCAAUUCUAAACAACAUGUAGUUCCUGUAGAUGGAGAUGAUAAGAAAGAUGAGUUAUCUAAUAAAUCACCUACAGUAAAAGUUUCAACCUCGGUACAAUUACUUCAAGUUCCGAAUUUGAUGAUGUCAUCUACAUCUGUUGCACCUACAAUUAUUCAUUCAAAAGUUCAGAGUAUUCAAUUUAAGCGUGAAUUUGAGAUUUCUAAAGGCGUAAAAAGUUCGGAUGCAAUCAAUUCGAUGUUAUCCUGCAAUAGUAAUUUGAAUGACCAAACGGAUAAAAGCAUUGAAAUAGUGGACUUCGAAGAAGAAAAAGAUGAAAAUAAGGAAUUCAUCCUUGCACCAACUCCAGCACAGUUGGGAAAAGCACCAUUACAACGUCGUCUAAACAGUGAAAAAUCAAAAAUUGAUUUCGAAGACAAUGGAACUUUUUAUAAUCACACAUCUAACACCAUAGAAAAUCAAACGGAGCAAAUAUCGCCAACAUCAAAAAAACAUUUGGUUAAGAAAACUAAAACUGAUCAGAUGGACACUGUUCUAAGAACUGUAGACUUUGAAAAGAAAUUUCAAACUCUUCCACAAUUUAAACCUCAAGAUUGUCAAUCUCCAAGCUCUAUUUUGAUUCCAUCUUCACCACGUCUAUUUUCACAAAACUAUCGUAAAAAACAGACUCUUAACCAUAACAAAACAGAAGACACUCAUGAUGUUGACACUCCUUCUUUAUCAUCAUCGACAACUCCUGCAUCUACAUAUAUUACAGGAAAUAGAUUCUUUGGGCCAGAAUUUUCCGUUGAACAACUACGUCACAUAGCUGCAGAAAUGAAUGUUACAGAUACAAUAGAAACAUCUCCUAAAACUCCAAAAACACCGUCACAAAAAUCAAUUGCAGAUGCUGCAGAGAAAGGUCAUAGAAAAAUAUUAGAACAAAGAAGACAGUUGGUUUUACAAUUAUUUAAAGAACAUGGUUUUUUUCCGUCAACUCAAGCAACUAACAGUUUUCAGCUAAUACAUACGGAUAUUUUCCCUACGAAGCAAAGUCUACAAUUGAAAAUAAGGGAAGUAAGGCAGAAGUGUAAUGCUCAUCAGGGAAUGACACCACAAUCAGCCGGACCUUUUACACCGAAUUCUGCUGAUAAUACUGGCACUUCAAUCAUUUUGGAUUCCUAAAAAAGUAAAAAAAUUUGAAAGUUUUAUUUUUCUUUUUCAUAAAUAAAAUCAAAUAAUAUC
Molecule: messenger RNA, 5373 nt
Organism: Culicoides brevitarsis
Lineage: Eukaryota; Metazoa; Arthropoda; Insecta; Diptera; Ceratopogonidae
Gene: cic
Exons: 19
Coding region: 295-5313 (1672 amino acids)
Biological process (GO): regulation of transcription by RNA polymerase II
Cellular component (GO): nucleus
Molecular function (GO): RNA polymerase II transcription regulatory region sequence-specific DNA binding; DNA-binding transcription factor activity, RNA polymerase II-specific
Source: RefSeq, a predicted model, not a curated record